UCAUCUCCAACUCAAACCUUAACCCAUAAUCAUCCAUACAAAUUCAGGUCUGAUUGCACUACUCAUGGAGGCCCUCAAGACCAUUCAUAGCUCAUCCAUUUUUUUACUCAUUCUGUUCUUUCUAGCUUCCGCAUUGUCUUGUGUAAAUGCCAGAGUUCACAAGCACCAGUUUGUUGUUGAAGCGACUAAAGUGAAGAGACUGUGCAAAACCCACAACACCAUCACAGUGAACGGCCAAUUCCCUGGCCCAACUUUGGAGGUGAAUAACGGAGACACUUUAGUCGUCAAAGUCACCAACAAAGCUCGUUACAACGUCACCAUUCACUGGCAUGGGGUUCGGCAAAUGAGAACCGGAUGGGCAGACGGACCAGAGUUUGUGACACAGUGCCCUAUUCGUCCUGGAGGAAGCUACACUUACCGUUUCACAAUUCAAGGUCAAGAAGGCACACUUUGGUGGCACGCUCACAGCUCCUGGCUUAGAGCUACUGUUUAUGGAGCUCUCAUCAUUCGUCCCAGGGAGAGAGAGCCCUAUCCUUUCCCUAAACCAAAGCACGAGACUCCCAUUCUUCUCGGGGAGUGGUGGGACAUAAACCCCAUUGAUGUUCUGAGAGAGGCCGCUCGAACAGGAGCUGCUCCUAACGUGUCUGAUGCUUACACUAUCAAUGGUCAACCUGGCGAUCUUUACAAGUGUUCUAGCCAAGAGACCACCGUUGUUCCAAUAGACUCCGGCGAGACCCAUCUCCUCCGGGUCAUCAACGCUGCACUCAAUCAACCUCUUUUCUUCACCAUCGCCAACCACAAGCUGACGGUGGUCGGUGCCGAUGCCUCCUACGUCAAGCCAUUCACCACCAACGUUCUCAUGCUAGGACCUGGUCAAACCACCGACGUCCUCAUCACCGGCGACCAACCCUCUUCCCGCUACUACAUGGCGGCGCGGGCUUACCAAUCCGCCCAGAACGCAGCCUUCGACAACACAACCACCACCGCCAUUCUCCAGUACAAACCCGCAAAGCAUCUCUCGAAAGGAGCCUCCGGCGUCAAACCGGUGAUGCCCCCACUGCCCGCCUACAACGACACCAACACCGUCACCGCCUUCAGCAGGAAAUUCCGAAGCCCAAGAAAAGCCGAAGUGCCCACAGAAAUCGACGAGAGCCUCUUCUUCACCGUGGGCCUUGGUCUCAACAAGUGCCCGCCCAAUUUCAGAAAGAGACGGUGCCAGGGGCCCAAUGGGACUCGAUUCACUGCGAGCAUGAACAACGUAUCUUUCGCGCUCCCCAGAAACAUCUCCAUCCUCCAGGCCCACCAGCUGGGAGUCCCGGGGGUGUUCACCACCGAUUUCCCGGCCAGCCCUCCGGUGAAGUUUGAUUACACCGGUAAUGUCAGCCGUUCACUCUGGCAACCUGUCCCUGGAACCAAGGUGUACAAGCUCAAGUACGGAUCAAGGGUUCAGGUUGUUCUGCAGGACACUAACAUCGUGACCCCCGAGAACCACCCGAUUCAUCUUCAUGGAUACGAUUUCUACAUCGUAGCAGAGGGAUUUGGAAACUUCAACCCCAAGAAAGACACCGCGAAAUUCAACCUCGUUGAUCCGCCUCUCAGGAACACCGUGGCUGUUCCCGUGAACGGAUGGGCAGCUAUCCGAUUCGUUGCAGAUAAUCCAGGUGCUUGGAUCAUGCAUUGCCAUUUGGAUGUUCAUAUAAACUGGGGUUUGGCCAUGGUGUUCUUGGUGGAGAAUGGAGUUGGAAAAUUGCAAUCCAUAGAGCCGCCUCCCGCAGAUCUGCCUCUCUGUUAGUAUCUUUUUCAAAGCAUCAGGGCGGUGACUGGAGCUAUGAUAUUUCUUAAAUUGUUAGGGAUUUCCCUGCAUCCGGGGACUUUGUUUUUUGCUUUGUUUCUUGUUCUUCGAUAUAGAUAAAUUGUGUUUUUGUAGAGAUGGCGACGAUGUGCCAUCUCAGAGGCAAACGCCCAGCUUGCUUAAUUGCUAUUCAAUCAAUGUAUUCUUUCCAAUA
Prosopis cineraria is the source of this 2006-nucleotide messenger RNA. Its product is annotated as laccase-5-like. The transcript has 6 exons. The coding region runs from base 65 to 1792 and encodes 575 amino acids. Gene Ontology annotation, molecular function: copper ion binding; hydroquinone:oxygen oxidoreductase activity. The record is from RefSeq and is a predicted model, not a curated record. Gene Ontology annotation, cellular component: apoplast. Lineage: Eukaryota; Viridiplantae; Streptophyta; Magnoliopsida; Fabales; Fabaceae. Gene Ontology annotation, biological process: lignin catabolic process.